Messenger RNA from Helianthus annuus (common sunflower), 2802 nucleotides. RefSeq names its product protein VAC14 homolog. Gene Ontology annotation, cellular component: endosome membrane; PAS complex. Bases 390 to 2486 code for a protein of 698 amino acids. The transcript has 19 exons. The record is from RefSeq and is a predicted model, not a curated record. NCBI's taxonomy places the organism in Eukaryota, Viridiplantae, Streptophyta, Magnoliopsida, Asterales, Asteraceae. Gene Ontology annotation, biological process: phosphatidylinositol biosynthetic process; positive regulation of kinase activity.
AGUUCUGUGAUCAACUCCCAAACUUAUCACGCGUUCCUUACUCCCCAAACUUAUUCAUUACAAACAAACAAACCCCCAACCAAACACCCUUCCGACAGAUCUCCGGCAUCUACCACCACCCUCUCCCUUCAAUCCAAUCCAAUCCAAUUCACCCAAUCAAACCUCCAUUCAGAUCCGCCACACACUCACUCAUCCAAUUCCGUUUUCAAAUCUCAAAAAUCCACUGUUUAAUUUGUUAUCGUUACUUCUAAUUCAUGACGGAGAUGUUCCGAUUCCAGCAAGAGAAGAUCAGAAAACGACUCUGAUUAUCGUUCGUUUUGCAUACGUAUUUGAUUAAUUGUUUGUUUGUUUGUUGUGUAUUGUUAUUAUUGUUAUUGUUGUUGUGUGAUAUGGCCGAUGCUUUAUCUGCCAUUCCGGCAGCGGUGUUGCGGAAUUUAUCGGAUAAGUUGUAUGAGAAGAGGAAGAAUGCUGCGCUUGAGGUUGAAGGAAUUGUGAAGAAUUUGACCGCCGCCGGAGAUCAUGAUAAGAUUACUGCUGUGAUUAAUUUGUUGACUCAUGAGUAUACGUACUCGCCUCAGGCGAAUCACCGCAAGGGAGGGUUGAUUGGCUUGGCUGCGGCUACUGUUGGAUUGAGUUCUGAAGCUGCUCAACAUCUCGAGCAAAUUCUACCACCAGUGAUAAACUCUUUUUCUGAUCAAGAUAGCAGAGUUCGUUACUAUGCCUGUGAAGCUUUAUACAAUAUUGCUAAGGUUGUUAGAGGCGAGUUCAUUUUUCACUUUAACAAGAUAUUUGAUGCGUUGUGUAAGCUUUCAGCCGACUCAGAUCCCAAUGUACAAAGUGCUGCCCAUCUUUUAGACAGACUUGUGAAGGACAUUGUUACGGAGAGUGAUCAGUUCAGCAUCGAGGAAUUUAUACCGUUGUUGAGAGAGCGGAUGAAUGUUUUGAACCCUUACGUCCGCCAGUUUUUGGUGGGAUGGAUUACGGUAUUGGACAGUGUUCCAGACAUAGAUAUGCUGGGCUUUCUUCCAGAUUUUCUUGAUGGUUUGUUUAACAUGUUAAGUGAUUCCAGCCUUGAAAUCAGGCAGCAAGCUGAUUCAGCACUUUCAGAGUUCCUUCAAGAGAUAAAGAACUCUCCGUCUGUAGACUAUGGUCGCAUGGCUGAAAUACUUGUACAGAGAGCAGCUGCUCCUGAUGAAUUUACUCGUUGGACAGCAAUAACAUGGAUAAAUGAGUUUGUAAAACUUGGUGGAGACCAGCUUGUACCUUAUUAUGCUGAUAUAUUGGGAGCUAUCUUACCCUGCAUAGCUGACAGAGAAGAGAAAAUACGAGUUGUAGCGCGUGAAACAAACGAAGAGCUUCGUGCAAAUCAGGCAGAUCCUGCUGAAGGAUUUGAUGUUGGAGCAAUUCUCUCCAUUGCAAGGAGGCAGUUAUCAAGUGAGCACGAGGCUACUCGAAUCGAAUCAUUGCACUGGAUUUCAACCCUUUUAAAUAGACAUCGUUCAGAGGUCCUCACUUUUCUGAAUGAUAUUUUUGACACACUUCUGAAGUCACUAUCAGAUCCCUCUGAUCAGGUAGUGCUCCUGGUGCUUGAGGUGCAUGCCGCCAUAGCAAAAGACCAGUAUAACUUCGGACAGCUUCUCGUUUUCUUAGUUCAUAAGUUCCAGACGGAUCACACUCUCCUGGAAAGGCGUGGUGCUUUAAUUAUUCGUCGCCUUUGUGUGCUUUUAAAUUCUGAAAGAGUUUAUCGGGAGCUCUCUAAGAUUCUUGAGGGGGAAGCAGACCUGGAUUUUGCAUCCACUAUGGUUCAGGCAUUAAAUUUGAUUCUGCUUACGUCUUCUGAGCUAUCUGACCUACGGAAUCUUUUAAAACUGUCUCUUGUUAAUGCUGCUGGGAAAGACUUCUUUCUUUCACUAUAUCCUUCAUGGAGCCAUUCAUCAAUGGCUAUAAUAAGUCUCUGCUUAUUAGCACAGGCUUACCAACAUGCAAGUGCAGUCAUUCAAUCUCUAACCGAGGAAGAUAUCAAUGUCAGAUUUUUAGUCCAGCUGGACAAACUGAUUCACCUCUUGGAGACUCCGACUUUUGCUUAUCUUAGGUUACAGCUUCUUGAACCUGGAAGAUACAUACUGUUGUUAAAAGCUCUUUAUGGUCUUCUUAUGCUACUUCCUCAGCAAAGUGCUGCGUUUAAGAUUUUAAGGACUCGUUUAAAGACAGUACCUUCUUAUUCCUUCAACAAGGAGCAACCGAAUCAUAUCUCAGAAGAUGGUAGCAUGAAUGAGGAGAAUGGAAUAGAUUUUGAAUAUUGGCUAAAACGGUUUCAACACACGCAACAGCAGCAUCACUUACAUUCAAAAUCACAAGCACUGUCUGGCAACAUUCCCAUUUCCGCAAAGGAGGCCCAAAAGGCCGAAGAAGCGAGGGGUGUGCCAGAGAUUAACAGGCCUCCUUCAAGAUCAUCUCGAAAGGGUCCAGGACAACUACAUCUAUGAAGAAUAAGCAUGAAAUGUGUAUUUGUUGGAGUGGUAUAAAGUGUAAAUUGUAUAUCGUAGAUGUUACUCUUUCUCUUCAACCUAUGAAUAUGGGUGGUAGGUAUUGGGUUUUUUUUUUCUUUUAAAUCUUUCCCCAUUUCCAUGGUGGGACGUUGGAGGUAUUUGUUUCUCCAGAUGUUUGGUCUCUGUGGUUGUGUUAUUUUUAUUGAAAACCACAGGGCUUAAAGGCAUUGCAAUUACUGUAAUAAACAAUCUAGCCGUUAUGUUUCCAAUGGUUUUUGCAUAAUAUCACCAAAAACACAUUUGAAAACUUGAA